CAAGGUCACGUCCUGCUCCCCGCCUUUCGUCCCCUUCCCCCCACGCAACACACAUCAAAGACGCAAUUUGAGAAAAUUCUACCGCAAAAUGGUUUCUUAAAGUCUGUGUUUUGUGACUUGGAGUUUAUGUGAAACUUCUGCAGUGUUAGCCAGACGGCCCUUCGCGGGCGGGCCUAGAGUGGGCCUACAAACCCCAGGGGGCUCCGCGCGCGUGCGCCGAGCGGACUGCAACUCCCAUGAGGUAGCGCGCCCGGAGGGGGCUGUCCGUGGUGGUGCCCGCAGGACCCCGCGGCGGGCCCGGGAUGCCCGGCGCGGCGCCCGAAGGACCCCGGCGGCUACCCAUGCCGAGGUGAGUCCGCGGGAGCCGCCGCCGCUGCCGUCCCGUCCUCGCCGCCGCUCCGCGCGGCCCCGCCGCCGGCCAGGAUGCUGGAGGAAGCGGGCGAGGUGCUGGAGAACAUGCUCAAGGCGUCGUGCCUGCCGCUCGGCUUCAUCGUCUUCUUGCCCGCCGUGCUGCUGCUGGUGGCGCCGCCGCUGCCCGCGGCCGACGCGGCGCACGAGUUCACGGUGUACCGCAUGCAGCAGUACGACCUGCAGGGCCAGCCCUACGGCACGCGGAACGCAGUGCUGAACACGGAGGCGCGCACGAUGGACGCGGACGUGCUGAGCCGCCGCUGCGUCCUCAUGCGGCUGCUGGACUUCUCCUAUGAGCAGUACCAGAAGGCGCUGCGGCAGUCAGCGGGUGCUGUGGUCAUCAUCCUGCCGCGGGCCGUGGCGGCCGUGCCCCAGGACGUCGUCCGGCAAUUCAUGGAGAUCGAGCCCGAGAUGCUGGCCAUGGAGACCGUCGUCCCCGUGUACUUUGCCGUGGAGGACGAGGCCCUGCUCUCCAUCUACGAGCAAACCCAGGCCGCCUCUGCCUCCCAGGGCUCCGCCUCUGCCGCUGAAGUGCUGCUGCACACGGCCACUGCCAACGGCUUCCAGAUGGUCACCAGUGGGGUCCAGAGCAAGGCCGUGAGCGACUGGCUGAUCACCAGCGUGGAGGGGCGGCUGACGGGGCUGGGCGGAGAGGACCUUCCCACCAUCGUCAUCGUCGCCCACUACGACGCCUUCGGAGUGGCCCCGUGGCUGUCGCUGGGCGCGGACUCCAACGGGAGCGGCAUCUCUGUGCUGCUGGAGCUGGCGCGCCUCUUCUCCAGGCUCUACACCUACAAGCGCACCCACGCGGCGUACAACCUCCUGUUCUUUGCGUCUGGAGGGGGCAAGUUCAACUACCAGGGGACCAAGCGCUGGCUGGAAGACAACCUGGACCACACAGACUCCAGCCUGCUCCAGGACAACGUGGCCUUCGUCCUGUGCCUGGACACCGUGGGCCGCGGGAACAGCCUGCACCUGCACGUGUCCAAGCCGCCGCGCGAGGGCACCCUGCAGCACGCCUUCCUGCGGGAGCUCGAGACGGUGGCCGCGCACCAGUUCCCCGAGGUGCGCUUCUCCAUGGUGCACAAGAAGAUCAACCUGGCGGAGGACGUGCUGGCCUGGGAGCACGAGCGUUUCGCCAUCCGCCGGCUGCCCGCCUUCACCCUGUCCCACCUGCAGAGCCACCGCGACGGCCAGCGCAGCAGCAUCAUGGAUGUGCGGUCCCGGGUGGAUUCUAAAACCCUGACCCGCAACACGAGGAUCGUCGCGGAGGCCCUGACGCGCGUCAUCUACAACCUGACAGAGAAGGGGACCCCCCCGGACAUGCCGGUGUUCACGGAGCAGAUGCAGAUCCAGCAGGAGCAGCUGGACUCGGUCAUGGACUGGCUGACCAACCAGCCCCGGGCGGCCCAGCUGGUGGACAAAGACAGCACGUUCCUGAGCACGCUCGAGCACUACCUGAGCCGCUACCUGAAGGACGUGCGGCAGCACCACGUGAAGGCGGACAAGCGGGACCCGGAGUUCGUCUUCUAUGACCAGCUGAAGCAGGUGAUGAACGCGUACAGGGUCAAACCGGCCAUCUUCGACCUGCUCCUGGCUGUGUGCAUCGGCGCCUACCUCGGGGUGGCCUACACGGCCGUGCAGCACUUCAGCCUCCUCUACAAGACAGUUCAGAGGCUGCUCGUCAAGGCCAAGACUCAGUGACGCCCCCGCAGC
Propithecus coquereli (Coquerel's sifaka) is the source of this 2127-nucleotide messenger RNA. It is a transcript of the gene NCLN, whose product is annotated as nicalin. The record is from RefSeq and is a predicted model, not a curated record. The transcript is spliced from 15 exons. Bases 424 to 2115 code for a protein of 563 amino acids. Gene Ontology annotation, biological process: regulation of signal transduction. NCBI's taxonomy places the organism in Eukaryota, Metazoa, Chordata, Mammalia, Primates, Indriidae. Gene Ontology annotation, cellular component: endoplasmic reticulum membrane.